Erinaceus europaeus (western European hedgehog) is the source of this 2265-nucleotide messenger RNA. RefSeq names its product ribophorin I (gene RPN1). Gene Ontology annotation, cellular component: oligosaccharyltransferase complex; membrane. The coding region runs from base 173 to 1876 and encodes 567 amino acids. The record is from RefSeq and is a predicted model, not a curated record. Lineage: Eukaryota; Metazoa; Chordata; Mammalia; Eulipotyphla; Erinaceidae. The transcript has 9 exons.
CGGCGUGUGCGUUCAGGCGCCGCGCGGGCCGCCCGUUGCCCCGGAGACGGGGUCCUUCCGCCGUGGGCGCCGCCAUCUUGUGGGCCUGCCCGCGCCCAAUAGGCGGCUGCGCGGUGGCCGGGGGCGGGGCGGCGCGGCGCGGCGCGGCCUGCGGCUCAGCUCGGUCGCGGUCAUGGCGGCCCCGGCAGUCCGCCCGCUCCCGCUCCCGCUCCCGCUCCCGCUCCCGCUCCUGCUCCUGCUGCUGCUGCUCGGGGCCUGCGCACCGGCCCCGGGCGGCGCCUCGUCGGAGGCCCCGGCGCUGGUCAACGAGGAGGUGAAGCGCACGGUGGACCUGAGCAGCCACCUGGCCAAGCUGACGGCCGAGGUGGUCCUGGCGCACCCGGGCGGCGGCUCCGCGGCCCGCGCUUCCUCCUUCCUUCUGGCCCUGGAGCCCGAGCUCGAGGCUCGACUGGCCCAUCUCAGCGCGCAGAUGAAGGGAGAAGAUGAAGAAGAGAACAAUCUGGAAGUACGAGAAACCAAAAUUAAGGGGAAAAGUGGGAGGUUCUUCACAGUCAAGCUCCCAGUUGCUCUCGAUCCAGGGGCCAAGGUCUCAGUCAUUGUGGAAACAGUCUACACCCAUGUGCUUCAGCCAUAUCCAACCCAGAUCACCCAGUCAGAGAAGCAGUUUGUGGUGUUUGAGGGGAACCAUUAUUUCUACUCUCCCUACCCCACAAAGACACAAACAAUGCGUGUGAAGCUCGCCUCCCGCAAUGUAGAGAGCUACACCAAGCUGGGCAACCCCACACGCUCUGAGGACCUUCUGGAUUAUGGACCAUUCAGAGAUGUCCCUGCUUACAGUCAGGAUGCUUUGAAAGUACACUACGAGAACAACAGCCCUUUCCUGACCAUCACCAGCAUGACCCGAGUGAUUGAGGUGUCUCACUGGGGUAACAUUGCUGUGGAGGAGAACGUGGACUUGAAGCACACGGGAGCUGUACUUAAGGGGCCUUUUUCACGCUAUGAUUACCAGAGACAGCCAGACAGCGGCAUAUCCUCCAUCCGUUCCUUUAAGCUUUUCACAUCACUGCUGCAUUUGCUUGGCCUUUCAGGGGACCAGUAUGCACUGAAGAUGAGGUUUGUGGACCACGUGUUUGACGAGCAAGUGAUAGACUCCCUGACUGUGAAGAUCAUCUUGCCUGAAGGGGCCAAGAACAUCCAGGUCUACAACCCGUAUGAAAUCAGCCGCGCCCCAGAUGAGCUGCACUACACCUACCUGGACACGUUCGGCCGCCCGGUGAUCGUGGCCUACAAGAACAACCUGGUGGAGCAGCACAUCCAGGACAUUGUGGUCCACUACACCUUCAACAAGGUGCUCAUGCUGCAGGAGCCCCUGCUGGUCGUGGCUGCGUUCUACAUCCUCUUCUUCACCGUCAUCAUCUACGUCCGGCUGGAUUUCUCCAUCACAAAGGACCCAGCUGUCGAAGCCAGGAUGAAGGUGGCCUGCAUUACCGAGCAGGUGCUGACUCUGGUCAACAAGAGAAUAGGUCUGUACCGUCACUUUGAUGAGACAGUCAAUAGGUACAAGCAGUCCCGGGAUGUGUCCACCCUCAACAGCGGCAAGAAGAGCCUGGAGACAGAGCACAAAGCUCUGACCAGUGAGAUUGCACAGCUGCAGUCCCGGCUGAAGACAGAGGGCUCCGACCUGUGUGACAAGGUGAGCGAGAUGCAGAAGCUGGACUCGCAGGUGAAGGAGCUGGUGCUGAAGUCGGCAGUGGAAGCUGAGCGGCUGGUGGCUGGCAAGCUCAAGAAAGACACGUACGUCGAGAAUGAGAAGCUCAUCUCGGGAAAGCGACAGGAACUGGUCACCAAGAUCGACCACAUCCUGGAUGCUCUGUAGACCCCGUCUGGCCAGACUGGGCCCAGGGCUGCACGUUCGGCCUGAGGGCAGAGGUGGAUGGUGAGCGCAGUAUGUGCUGCAGCUGCGUUGUGUAGUGGAGAGACACCGGGCCCUGUCUGCCCCAGGCAGCACAGAAUCUUCUUUUCCCUUUUUUUUUUUUUUAAAGCUUAAAGAAAUCUGAAUCCCAGAAACAACAUGUCUUUGUAUUUUGAACAAAGAAAAUUUUUAAUAACUGAUUGGUUAUGUUUUGUUUGGACGCCUAGGAUAUUGUUUCAGCCCUUGUUUUAUGCCUUUCUAAUUCCUGAUGUUUAGCUUAUUUUGUGAGUGUGUGAUUUUUUUUUUUUAAGUGUGUGAAAUCAAAUGAAAAUAAAGCAGGGACUGUGAAAUUU